AGAUGAAACAACUAAACAUCCUCACGAUACUCCUACUCAAAACCUUCUGUACUAUAGAGGGCGCAAAAUUCCUUGUCCUCUCCAUGCAAUUUAGCGAACGUGUCUCCGAAUUUGCAGCAGUCUCGGAAGGAUUACUUGACAAUGGGCACGAGGUACACAUGGUUGUCGAUGAGAACCUGUUACAGAAUUUUCAGCAACGAUUGGCUGGUACCAAGGUCCGGUUCCUGACUUAUAAGUCACCGAAUAAGGAGUUUGUCUCGGAGAAAACUGCUGAUGAAAAGUUGGGAAAUUUGGGUCUUUCUGGUGCCAGGUUUAAAGAGAUUCUGGAGCGAUUCUUAGAAGUUAGGAUAACGUAUGACUGUAAGCUCACCCUGCAGGAUCAAAACGUGUUCAAGAAAAUCCAAGCGAUGAAAUUUGAUAUGGCUAUUGUUGACGGGUUGUAUUUCUGCUAUCACAUCAUACCGCAUAAAUUAGGCAUUCCAUACGUCAGUCUUUCAUCCCAUGAAUACCCGCUACUAGUCAGGGUCCAACCACUUGUCGGCUCUAUGGGAUGUAACAUCGCUGGGACACGCAACACGAUCUUUAACCGCAUGAAACAGUUCUUUACGGUACUACUUAUCACAGACAAGUUGCACACUUCAUUUUGUGAUGAAGCCCAGUUUCCCGCCAAUAUUUACUCUCCCGAAAAACCUUAUGAUUCGUUACGGGAACUGGCAGCGAAAACGAAACUGUGGUUGAUUUCACAAGAUAACGCAAUCGACUGCCCACGCCCGACUAACCCAAAUAUAGUAUUAGUUGGUGGAAUAACCGCUCAACCGGCAAAACCAGUUACUGGAGAGAUCGCCAGGAUAGUGAACAAUGCUAAAGAUGGUUUUAUACUAGUUUCAUUUGGAUCAAUGAUAAGCAGUAUGCCCUUAGAAAUGCAGGAAAGAUUUGUGAAUGCUUUUGGCCAACUGAGACAAAUCGUGAUUUGGAAGACGCAAAACGUCAAGGUGGUGCUACCAAAGAAUGUUCGCGCUCUGGAAGAGAUUCCUCAGAAUGACCUUCUUGGACACAAAAACCUUAAACUCUUCAUUACGUAUUGCGGGAAUAAUGCCAACAGUGAAGCUGUCUAUCACGGCGUCCCAAUGGUUGCGAUGCCGAUUUUCGGGGACCAAUUCAACAACGCCGAUCGGGUCGAAGUUUUAGGACAUGGGCGGCAGCUAUCGAUUACGAAAUUCACCGGUGAUCAGCUAUACGAAACGAUGGAGAACAUACUAAAUACGCCCGGUUAUACAGCAAAGGUUAAAAAGGCGUCAGAAAUCCUUAAAGACAAACCGCGCCAUCCGCGUCAAGAGGCGGCAUAUUGGAUUGAACACGUUCUCAGACACGGUAACCAUCAUCUACGCACGACCUUGUCCGAUAUGAAUUUAGCGCAAUAUCUAAUGAUAGACAUUUACGUUUUGUUAUCAAUUCUUAUUCUUGUCUUGUUAUUAAUUGUGAACAGGACUGCCUUGUUUAUUGCACGCACGUUUUGCAGGGGCGCAGGCUCUGGGCAGGACGAGAAGAAAAAGAAAAGACAGUAGUGACAAUUUUUCAACUGCAAUGAAUUCAUCAUGAUAAAACUUAAAACCAUCAGUGAAGAAAAGAAAUGUUCCCACCAAAAUGCAAUACUGUUUCCAGAAACGACAUAAUGAGUUGUACAUACAAACGAAACUAAAUUAUGAUAAUUCUCCUUGGCAACCUUUUCUUGCGACGAGCAUCAUUCAUAAAUGACCUUAUCGAUAUGCUCUUGAAACUAAGCGCUACAUGUAAUGAACAUAUCAACAAAAUGCGUUACUAAGGCAACAAAUGGAAAACACCUUAAUUUCUACAAAGGUUUGUGAUUUUUAAAGUGCAUAGAUUUUUACAUCAGAAACUUCUGGAUUAUAAGAGAAAGUCGAUUAGAAAGUAUUUUUUCACAAAUAAAAAUCAUGGAUAAAGGCUUCAUAUUGAUAUGACAAUUUUGAUACAUUUGAAGAAUGAAAAAAUUCAAAUUUAAUUACAAAUUGUUAAUUUCUAAAGAAUGGUGUAGGCCAAACAAGGACUUGCUUUAUACAUGUAUAAGAGGGAUUCCUGUUUUUCUCUAAAAUGAAAUGGCCAGGGCCAUUGUGCUCACCUCUAACGUGCCGUCAUUGUAAAAUGGCGGUGCCAUAGGAAAACUUUGACCUCUGUGACCUUGAGAAGUAGGUCAAAUCAAAAACCCACAUUUAUGAAAUGUAUCCUUGCUAGGAGUACCUACCAUAAAAAUGUUAUGAAAAUCAGACCACUAUUAAACGAGCAAUCAAACAUUUUAACUUUGGACAUUAAAUUUGGCCCCCGGGUGGCCAAACUAAGAAUUUUUCAAGAUGCCCGCCUGGCACCCAUAUUGGCUAUCACAUUUGAUAAAAAAUCAAGGAUUUAGUAGAGAGUACAUAGAUAUACAUCCAGAUCAAAUUUGGUUGCAAUCCGAUCAUUAGUUUCGGAGUAAUAGUACUGUGUUUAUUUUUCAAGAUGGCUGCCUGGCGGCCAUAUUUGAUGUCCGAACGGCCGAAAUUUUAGGGGUGGAAUAAAGAAUCUCCAGAUACAUGUCCACACUGGUUUAAAACCUUCUAGCUAAAAUAGAUAGGAAACAUGCUACUGUUCAGUGCAUCAGCAAACUUUGACCUCUGUGACCUUGAAAAGGAGGUCAAAUCAAAAACCCGGAGAAUAUAUGAUGCACCUUUGCUAGAAGUACCUACCAUAUUUUUUUCAAAAUUUCCCGACUACUAUUAAGGGAGAUAUUGCAUAUUUUCACUUUUAACGUUUGGCCCCCUGGUGGCCAAACCAUGAAACGAAUCGGACCGAAACUUGGUCUCCAAGGUGUCAUUACAUAAGGGUACAUGUGUACCAAGUUUCAACUCAAUAGCUCUAACAGUUACGAAACGUGCCCUGCUAACGGACGACGGACGACG
Lineus longissimus is the source of this 2951-nucleotide messenger RNA. Its product is annotated as 2-hydroxyacylsphingosine 1-beta-galactosyltransferase-like. The record is from RefSeq and is a predicted model, not a curated record. Bases 3 to 1565 code for a protein of 520 amino acids. The transcript has a single exon. Lineage: Eukaryota; Metazoa; Nemertea; Pilidiophora; Heteronemertea; Lineidae. Gene Ontology annotation, molecular function: UDP-glycosyltransferase activity.